GCGUGGACACGGAUGGACAAAGAUGGGCCAGGGCUAUGGUACGGUUGCAGAAAGAACUCGCUGGCUUCUCACCGGAGAAACGAGGACGUUGCCUCAUCCGUCUGCGGGCCGGCCUUCCCUCCCUGAGCUCUACAGAAACCCCGACACAGUGGUUGGAACAGCUCCUGGCGCUUCUGCUUGUCAUGGGGGAGGACGUGCAUGUGGGGUCUGAUGGUGCGUUGGAGGUCCCUGAGAUUGAAUGGCUUCGAGGGUGGUCACCGGAGCUUGCUCACUUCAUCCCCGGCUACGACUUCUCCGCUAAUGUGGCGCUGGUUGAGGACUCGCUGGAAGCCGCUCAAGUUGAUGGGAAGGCGACAGAAGAUGAUCGUGACCUCGAACGCCUUCUUCGGGAUGAGGACGAAGAGCGACAGUGGAAGCAGGCUAAGGAGGAGCACGAAGCUGAGGAGCUUCGGAUGUUCGAACAGGAGGAACGGCGCUUUCUGCAGCGUGAAGCUGAAGCUUACCAGGUUUGGGAAGAUGAGCAGCUUCAGGCAAGCCUGAGUGCAAUGGACCGCCCGGUCAAGCGCCGCUGCAUGCUCACCUUGCGUGCAAUGGAGGGCUCCACGGGCCGACCAGUGGCGCACACCUUGGCUAUGGAAGUUCCUCGGGAUGGUACGCCGUUGAUGCUCAACUUGCAGGUGCAGAUGGAGGAUACCCCGAGUGAGGUGCCGACCGUGAUGGUGCGGCCGCCCGCCACCGUUGCCGCUGUGGGCUCCGACUCUGGCACUGGCUCCUCCGGCAUUGCUGGACCGUCUGCCACAAGGUCUCGGCCGAUGGAUGUGACCUCCACCGCUUCGCCUGUCUUGGACUUUGCGGCGUACACGGCUCUGUACACCAGGUGGAUGCAGAAGGAGAUCUCCUUGGAGGCUGUGCGGCAACAAUAUGGUGGCGACACGGUUGACCUGUUGCAAGCGCAAUACGCUCUCGAACUGGAGAUUGAGGGCGCGAAUCCGGUGGUGAAUGUCGAGCCAGAGAGCGGGGAACGUGGUGCCAAUGCGACGGACAUGCCCGAGUUUGUUCCUGCGGGUGACUUGGAUGCGCAGCCUCUGCUCGUUCCGGUGUUGGCUGUCUGGGAGAUGUUUGACCGUUGGCUUCGCCUUGGCCCGGACGUCACUGCCACUGCCAGAACGAGUCAGGAGUGGCUUGACAUCUUUCGUGCUAUGGCCGCUGGCGGCUUUGCCCGAGCUCGUCCUCUCAUGGAGCAUCUGGUGAAUUGGGAUGCCUUGAUGGACUUGCCGCAGGAGGGACGGGUCUUCUUUGCAGCGGACACGGAGUUCUGGUCUAUGUACGCAGAGGGACAGCCACGAGAAGAGACAGGUGAUGAUGGAGGGCAUGACAGGGGUGGAGAUGACACCAAGUCGAUCAGGGAUGCCAUGAACUGA
Messenger RNA from Symbiodinium sp. CCMP2456, 1421 nucleotides. The record is from the annotation of a GenBank genome assembly. Lineage: Eukaryota; Dinophyceae; Suessiales; Symbiodiniaceae.